AAUAAUGGCUAAAAAAGGUGGAGUUCAGCAGUUACAAACGGAUAUCUCAAAUGAUGAAGAUUUUGAAAAGUUUUUGGAAAAACCUGGAUUACUAGUUCUGGAUAUAUGUGCCGAAUGGUGUGGACCCUGUGUAGGCAUGGUUGGAAGUUUGAAGAAAGUCAAACUAGAAGUGGGAGAUAAUCUUCAAUUGGCAAUCUGCAAAGUGGACCAUAUAACAGCUUUAGCGAGAUUCCGUCGAAAAAGUGAACCCACCUGGAUGUUUGUUACUGGUGGCAAAGCUGUCAACCUUAUGUUUGGCACAAAUGUUCCCAAACUAAUGGCUCUCAUCGUAAGCGAACUAAAUCUGUUGGGCGAGAAAAAUCGCACCUUUUAUGAAAUCUCUGAACUUCAGCCCGAAGAAAUUGCUCGUCAAAAAGUUAUCGAAGAGGCAGAUGAGGCAUGUGCUCGCAUCGAAGCUGUUGUAGUGGAAAAGAAACGUUUAAAUUAUUUGAAGUUUGUUACUGAUACAAUUAUGGAAAAUCUUAUGGAUAUUGGUAUAACGGUAUUUGGACCUCAAGUCAAUCGCGAUAUGUUCAAAAAGAUCAUGGAACCAGCCGAUGCUUUAAAAAUUCAAUGUAAAGAUCGUAAAGUAACCCAAAUCACCAGGGAAGAGUUUAAAGUUGUACAUUUUCAAUGUGAAAAUCCCAUACCCGAUGAGGUUCUCAAACAAAUGGAGGGUAAAGAAUUGUUGCUGUGCUACUGGAAAAUACCGGGAGAAAAUGUCGAUGUACCGCAAAUCUUAAAUGACUAUGCCAGAGAAUUGACGAAAACUAAAACAUUGCCACCGGAUGAUCAUCAUGAGGAGGAAAGAAUUAAGCCCGCAAUAGUUCCUCCCUUGGAAGUGGUUGUCGAAUACGAGGUAACAGAUGACGAAGCCGAGGAGGGCGAAGUUGCAGAAGCCGCCAACAACAACGAAGAAGCAUCAACUGAGGCAGAAGAUGAGGCAGCUACAUCCAACAAAGGAGAACCCGAUGCCGAAGGUCAAGAAGCAGAAACCACUGGUACAGAAGGGCAGGAAAACAAUGAAGAACUUAAUCUAGAAGCCGUAGAUGAACCUGAAUUAGAAAUACCCGAUUCGGAGUUGAAUCUAGAAUUGGAUGAUCUGGAAAAAGGUAUCGAACCACAGGCAGAAAAAGUUGAAGAGCCCGAAGAAAAACCUGCUGCUAGAAAGCGUAUAUGUACCAAAACUGUUACUCUGCCAGCUAUAUGGGUGCCUAUUGACCAUCGUACACAUGCCGCAUUAAUUUAUGUCUAUUUUCGUAAUCAAACUAAGGAAUUUUUACCACCCGAUCCACCCCCGGAACCACCAUAUGUCAUCAUGACAUUUGAUACCUAUAAGAAACGCGAUCUUAUAGCUUAUGCCGAUAAUAAUAAGGAAAAUGUACCAGUUUACGGUUUCUUUACCAAUGAUGAUCCUAAUACCGCUGAAUACAUAACAAACUCUAUGCCGAAAUAUAAAGUCCUAACAGCCAAUGACAAGCUCGUUAUGAAAGUUAACAAAGGCUCCGAAGAGACCAUGCUUACCAUGCUCUCCUACUGUCCCAGCUAUGUAAGUGCCAACAGUGUGAUUGGCCAAGAGGAUGCAAGUAAAUUCUUUCCACCAUCCUAUAAAACUGUUGAACAAGAAGAAGCCGAGGCUGCUGCCCUGGCCGCUGAGAUUGCCAAAAAGAUGCGCAAGGCUCGUAAAUCUAAGAAGGCUGCUGCAGCCGAGGAAGCAGAAGAAAAAGAAACCGAAGUUGAUGGUACACCCUCAUCUAGUGGAGAAGAAGAGAGUGGUGAGAGCACCUCUGCUGAAGGCGCAGAAGGCGAACAGGAAGCUGGCGAGUAGGAAGUUUCAAAACAUGAGAACAUGUUUUGUCAACAAUUUAAAACAUCCAUGGAAACUUCAAAUUGCGUGGCGAUUGAAACUGUACGAGUUGUUCUUAUUUUGUGACUCUAUUGUUCUGUAAUAAAAAUUAAAA
Stomoxys calcitrans (stable fly) is the source of this 2000-nucleotide messenger RNA. Its product is annotated as thioredoxin domain-containing protein 3 homolog. The transcript is spliced from 7 exons. Lineage: Eukaryota; Metazoa; Arthropoda; Insecta; Diptera; Muscidae. The coding region runs from base 5 to 1867 and encodes 620 amino acids. The record is from RefSeq and is a predicted model, not a curated record.